AUGGGUGACAAUGAAGCCGCUUUGAAGACGUAUCAGACGGGAUUGAUCCGCGACCCGAAUAACAGCACGCUGCUGAGCGAGAAGCGCACGCUAGAGAUGGCACUGAGUCAGGUGCAACGUGGCAAAGAGCACCUUGCAGCAGUACGGGCUGGUUUCGAUUGGAACUGCAGUGCGAUCAUGUUUUUUGUACAGAGUUUUUACAGUUGGUGUUGUUAUUGUGGGGUUAUGUGCAGGGCAGUUCUCACAGGCAGUGGCCAUGUUUGA
Molecule: messenger RNA, 264 nt
Organism: Peronospora matthiolae
Lineage: Eukaryota; Oomycota; Peronosporomycetes; Peronosporales; Peronosporaceae
Source: the annotation of a GenBank genome assembly